GCAACAAUAUCGCAAAUCGCAACUCCUAAAAAUUCAAACUCGCAGAUAUAAGGUUAUCACGGUUCUAUUGUCGCUGUUAAGAGUUAAGAAAAUUUAUUAAUUCGAGAAAGUUUGAAAAUAUUGGUUCGCUUUUCUUCUGUGAAGAUGUUUCAAUUAGUAGUACGGCUAGAAAAUUAAGAGUUAAAAAUAACCGAUAUUAUAUAUCACUGUGUCGCCAAUGUGUGUCAAUCGUUGGGUGAAUUUAAUUGUAGCCAAAUAAUUUUAUCGCAGUAUCGAACUCGAAACAAAAGUGUGACUCAAACAUAGUGCGCGCACUAGUGCGUCUUCUAGAACUUUUUUUGCGAUGGCGAUAGAGUUGAAACUCUUCAAAUCGGACACUGGCACUUCUUGGGGAUUUAGGCUGGUUGGUGGUGCCGAAUUCAACCAGCCGCUAGUGGUUGUUAAGGUGAAUCCGGAUAGUCUAGCUGAAAAUGCUGGGAUGAUGGUAGGCGACGUUAUAGUUCGGAUAAACGACGAUUCAACAACAGGAUUAACUCACGUCCAAACACAUGAUCUCCUUCAUCAAGCUGGAUGUCAGCUUAGUCUGGGUAUCAGACGGGGGUUGUUCGAUGAUAUACCGAUUAUCAAUGAAGAUGAAGACAACAGUGAGAUAGAAAGUAUAUUGGACAACCUCAACAUAGCAUAUAAAUCUGAUUCGAAAAAGGAUCUGAAUACUGGCUCGUUAUCAAAACAUUUGGAAAACUUGGCCGGUCAAGAGCAAAUCGCGAUUACCACUGAGAGCAAGUUGGUGGGCGAGCGCAAUAAUAAACCUAAGAGGUGGUCCACGUUUUUGGUUAAACCAAAAAACCCAAAGCCCGCACCAAAGAAAGUCGAGGAAGAAAGAAAAAUUAUAGGUGAGCCGUACAGGGUAAAAAUAAUCAAACAAGCAAGACGUGAUCCAAAUGAUGUGCUUAAUCACAAAAAGUCUGUCCGUUUCGAGCCAAAUGUGCCUGAAGUAGAAUUGCAACAAGAAGAAUCUGUCACUGAUCAACUACGGUCUACUGUAGAAUUAGAUACAGACGGGGAAGUAGGAGAAAAAGAAAUGGAAGUUGACUUAAAAGUUUCCGUUGAAGAGGAAACUACUGUUGAGAUUUGCGAGCUGGACGAUGAAAGUGAGAGAAACUCUGACAUCAUCGAGAACGAUUCCUUAGAAUGUGAUGUAAUAAAGAACAAUAAAGAAGUGACCAUUAAGAAACCUAAACCAAUACUUAAACCUUCUCCGUUGGAUAUUCAUAUCGACCCUGUCAUCUGCGAAUCAUCCCUAUCAUUAGAAGACCAACUGGCUGCUGUUCAAAAGCAACUCUUAGCUCUCUCCAACUUACCUUCCGCGAUCCAAGUGACACUGGAGGCCGUAACUCAGCAAUUAAACAAAAUCGUUUCUGAAAAAACUCACAGAAUUGAAGUUAAUCACAUUGAAGAAGAUAAUUACGAAGAUAAUGUCUCUGAAAACGAUGUUGAAGAAGAAAUUCAAGAUAUGCUGGAAAAAAUUGAAGAGUCGCCAGAGAAUGUUUCAACUUCUGAAAAUGCCGAGGAAGACAUUACAGAAGCCGAAGCAGAUGAAAACCACAAUAUUGAAGAUCUCGAAGAAGAUAAUGGAGUUGUUGAAAAAUAUGACGAUGAACGUGAUGUAGAAGAGGAAACAAACAAAAUUGUCGAUCCUUAUGAAGGUUUGACGGAGGAAGAAAGAGAGACAAAAAUAAGGGAAGAAGAGCUGAUGGCUAAAAAGCAAAAGGAAGAAGAAGAACGAAGAAGUCAGAUGGACUGGACUCAGAGACCCAUCAUUCUUCCAGGCGGCAGGAAAUGGUCGGAUCCGGAAGAUGCAACUCCGAAAUUCAAGACGCCCAAAAUGUCCGAUGAGAAGAUCUGCAAGACCAUCGAGGACUAUUCGGAAGUGAUCAUGGGCAAAACGAAAGGGUCGAUCAUUGGAAUCGGGUGUGGCCGUGGGGCGAUAAGGGCAAGCCAGUUUACAGUUCCAGGGAAUCCAAUUGCUUUAUGGUGCCAAGUAAAGCAGCUUAUGUCAUGCAUCAACUUUCUAAAGUACCAGCCGCCGCCAAAGAACCUGGACUACUUGCAGAAAUCGGAAGUGUACCGCCUAAUUCACGGGAUGGAACCUCCAGUGAGAGGAGUGGGAGCCCGAGCUGAGAAGAUAUUAUCCGAGAGAGAUUAUUACGGGGGUAAAGGUGCCCCUUAAUGGAAUCGGCAAACUGAAGAUGUACUUAAAUUAAUGUAUCAAUCAUUUUCAGCAUCAUAUUGUUCAAAAAACUGUAAACUUUAUAAAAUAAAAUGUAUUAUAAUAUGACAA
Molecule: messenger RNA, 2341 nt
Organism: Sitophilus oryzae (rice weevil)
Lineage: Eukaryota; Metazoa; Arthropoda; Insecta; Coleoptera; Curculionidae
Gene: Zasp67
Exons: 15
Coding region: 344-2230 (628 amino acids)
Biological process (GO): muscle structure development; actin cytoskeleton organization
Cellular component (GO): filamentous actin; stress fiber; Z disc
Molecular function (GO): actin binding; muscle alpha-actinin binding
Source: RefSeq, a predicted model, not a curated record